Molecule: messenger RNA, 3226 nt
Organism: Micropterus dolomieu (smallmouth bass)
Lineage: Eukaryota; Metazoa; Chordata; Actinopteri; Centrarchiformes; Centrarchidae
Gene: pfkfb3
Product: 6-phosphofructo-2-kinase/fructose-2,6-biphosphatase 3
Exons: 14
Coding region: 168-1754 (528 amino acids)
Biological process (GO): fructose 2,6-bisphosphate metabolic process; fructose metabolic process
Cellular component (GO): cytosol
Molecular function (GO): ATP binding; 6-phosphofructo-2-kinase activity; fructose-2,6-bisphosphate 2-phosphatase activity
Source: RefSeq, a predicted model, not a curated record
AGAUUAGCCCGGCUCAACGUGCUCUGUAGACUUUCUGAACAGCCCGGUUCAUUCCGUCUGAACGGAGGAGGCUCCUGAUCCAACAGCCACCUAUUUUUGGUUCUCUGUCCCCGGGAUCUAAGCGGCUCGGUUUCCGUGUUACUGUGCGGCUCUUCAGUCCCAGAGGAAUGCCCAGAGAGCUGACCCAGAACAGGAUCCAAAAGAUUUGGAUUCCCACCAAGGAUGACAAGCCGGCUCCCCGCAGAGUGGUUGGCGCCCCACACUUCGCCAACCCCCCGACGGUCAUCGUGAUGGUGGGUCUUCCGGCUCGGGGCAAGACGUACAUUUCCAGGAAGCUCACCCGAUACCUCAACUGGAUCGGCAUGCCCACCAAAGUCUUCAAUGUGGGCGAGUAUCGCAGGGAGGCGGUCAAGAACUACAGCUCCUAUGACUUCUUCAAGCCUGAUAAUGAGUGUGCCGUGAAAAUCAGGCAGCAGUGUGCUUUAGCAGCUUUGAGGGAUGUCAAGUCCUACUUGAAGGAUGAGGGAGGCCAAGUAGCGGUCUUCGAUGCCACAAACACCACAAGAGAAAGGAGAGAGAUGAUCCUCAAGUUUGGCAGUGAGAACAACUUUAAGAUCUUUUUCAUCGAGUCUGUGUGCGACGAUCCCAACGUCAUCGCGUCGAACAUCAUGGAAGUGAAGGUGUCGUGUCCAGACUACAGGGACUGCAACAAGACUGACGCCAUGCUGGAUUUCCAGAGGAGAAUUGAAUGCUACAAAACCAGCUACCAGCCUCUGGACCCUGAUCAACACGACAGGGAUCUCUCCUUCAUCAAGGUGAUAGACGUGGGGCGGCGUUUCCUCGUCAACCGGAUUCAGGAUCACAUCCAGAGUAAGAUCGUGUACUACCUGAUGAACAUCCACGUCCAGCCCCGGACCAUCUACCUGUGUCGGCACGGAGAGAGCACCGACAACCUGGAGGGGCGGCUGGGCGGUGACGCAGGCCUCUCGCCGCGUGGCAGACAGUUUUCGGCUGCCCUGGCUCGGUAUGUGGAGGAGCAGCAGCUGAAGGAUCUAAAGGUUUGGACCAGCCAGCUGUGUCGCAGCAUCCAGACCUCCGAGCACCUGGGAGUCCCGUACGAACAGUGGAAGGCUCUCAACGAGAUAGACGCUGGAGUGUGUGAGGAGAUGACGUAUGAUGAGGUGAAGGAGAAAUUCCCAGAGGAGUUUGCUUUGAGAGAUGAAGAUAAAUUCUACUAUCGCUAUCCUGCUGGAGAGUCCUACCAGGACCUGGUGCAGCGGGUGGAGCCGGUCAUCAUGGAGCUGGAGAGGCAAGAGAACGUCCUGGUUAUCUGCCACCAGGCCGUCAUGCGCUGCUUGCUGGCCUACUUCCUGGAUAAGAGUGCAGAUGAGAUGCCCUACCUGAAGUGUCCCCUCCACACAGUGCUGAAGCUCACCCCGGUCGCCUAUGGGUGCAAAGUGGAGUCCAUCUCUCUGAAUGUGGAGGCAGUGAACACUCACAGAGAAAGGCCGGAGGAGGUGAAGAGGGGCCCUGGCACCUUGAUCAGGAGGAACAGCGUGACUCCUCUGACCAGCCCCGAGUCAAACAUUAAGAAACCUCGCAUCGAUGACCUAGACGAGGCUCCAAUCCAGGAGCUGCCGCCAUCUGUUGCAUCACUGGCACUAUGCAGCCCCUCACACCUCCCUCUCGCCCUGGCUGGACAGAACCUGAGAAGCUCGUCCAGCCGCCGUGAAGUCCUGCAACCCUGCCUGUGAAGUUCCACCAAUGUGUCAUGUGGCUCAAGAGGCCAGAAAGUGGAUCACGGACAAAGAUUCACUGAAGACCAUAAAAUGAAACAACAUGGAAAUGUAAAAUUGAAGAGUUAUUUAAAAAAGAGAAAAGAAGCAACAUCUCUCAGUAUGUCCGAUGUAAAGGAUCAGUUCGGUAACUGUUGUAUCAUUUCGUCAGCCAAGGACACAAGCUACUGAACCUUUUUAUUCAACAAGGACCAUGGUUAUUUAACUGCUGUCCCAGAAGAUAUUUAUGUUCAGAUACGUCAAGACACUCAGUUCUCCCUUUGUUGCUAUUGUCAGACUCUUCUUUUUGCUCUGAGACUGAAACAUUUGUUUUCUGGGAAAUGGUCAUUCCUGUUACAUCUCACAGUUCAGAUGGAUGGCUCUCUGGGAAACCAGUGUAUUCUGGUUUAUUAUUUUGGAGAGACCAAAGACCAACCCUCAUGCCUAGAUAAAACUUUCAGCUCAUACCACUUUUUUUUUUUUUCUCUCUAACUUAACUUAGUUGCACUGUUUAUUUUAAUACAGAGUAUAGUAUUUAGUUUACAAUGUAAACUCUUUGGCUCUCCUUUGGAAGCACUGGCAUUUUCAUGUAAAUUUACAUGCCUCGAUUGUCUCCUUUGUAUGCUGACACGCCACAAAAUAAGCGACAAUUUUGCACAGUGGGGAUACAUUUUUACGUUUGUUUGAAUUUUUGUGUUUUUCAAGUCCUGUUACUUCUCUUAAUGGAGGUGAUUUUUGCCGUAGAGUGCCUGUAGUGCUUGUUUUGCAAGCCUGACGCUGCUUCUCUUGCUAUGUCUCUGGGAUUGAAUGCUUGAGGAGAGGCCCCACAUUUUACCUAAUAAAUCCACAUAUCAUUUAAAUAUUUUCCUUUUCGCUGUUUGAAUAUACAUUAGUUUUUUUUUUUGUUUUUUUCAGUGUGUUUAGUUUCAGCACUACAGUACAUGCUCAUCAUUUAGUUCCCUCCACUGGUAGGAAACUUAAUUUUCAUGUUUUAUUUUCCUUGAUUUCCUUUUGCUGUCAUUGCCUGCAACGCACAAAUGUAUGCACCUAUAUUUUUGUUAUAACAAUGCGUGCUGUUAAUAAUAUCUUUUGUAAAUAUUAAUGUACAUACAGUAUAACUGGAGAUGGAUGGGAGAUGACUUGGAACUCUUUUUAAUGAAAAUGUGUGUUUUUGUACUAAUGUGUUGGGACUGAAUGGAAAGCACGAUCUGUUGAGAGAGAAGCUGCCGCUUACCUCUCUCAGUAAACUUUUGUUAAGAUGUUUGCUUGAGAUACUUGAAAUGUGGUUUUUGUAAAAACUGUUUUAUUAUAUUCUUUAUUUAUUUUUUAUGUAGUUUUGGAUGACUGCUUGACGCAACCUUGUUUGAAUCUGAGGGUUAUGCAUGAGAGGUCAGCAUGUUGUACAGUUGAUUUUGCAUCUGCUGGACCAAUAAAUUAACUCUGGAAAAAUA